This is a messenger RNA of Drosophila simulans, 1195 nucleotides long. RefSeq lists its product as uncharacterized. Bases 216 to 986 code for a protein of 256 amino acids. Lineage: Eukaryota; Metazoa; Arthropoda; Insecta; Diptera; Drosophilidae. The transcript has a single exon. The record is from RefSeq and is a predicted model, not a curated record.
UAUCUUCGGGAAACCUGCGAUUCCCUAACGCGUGGUUCACACUACAAAAAAGAAGGCGACGCUGUAUUUUUAACAAUUAAACGUUUUUUAAACAUCUAAAACGAGAAAAAUAACUGAAAAAGAAGUCUGUGCGUGAUCGAAGAGCGUUGGUCGAUUUGCAGAGGAGCAGGCAAUCCGUAAUCAGCCGCUGUGAGAACCGUCGUAUAACCAAGACAAUGCAGCAAACAAAUGCGGCUUCUGGCGGGGAUUCGCUGCUCCCAUUGCGCACAUGCAACACCGCCGGAUGCAAAGUGGCCACCGUGGUGGAGAAGACGAAGAGGAAGUGCUCCCAGUUCGUGUCCGCGCCGUACAUAAUGCCCAAGCCAUUGGUCGUCAAUGGGCACACAUCGAUCUUUCAAGUGGGCGGCGAAAUGGCCAAAAUGGGCGACAUUCCGGCGCUCUCGAAAAUGAGUGGUGGAGAUGGUGGACAGCUAAUAUACCGGAUAAAGCCGGGCACCCAUGCCCAUGUCAUCAACUAUGUACUCAUCGACGAGGGCUCCGAUUCGCUGGAGAAGGCCAGAUCCGGCGACCAGGAGGCCAUGCGUCUGCUGCUGGAAUCGCAACGUGAUAGUGCUGUGUCCAAGCUGCACAAACUUUUAGCCAACCAUAAGGGAAGUCCGCCAUCGUGCUUUAUGACGGGUGCAUCGCUAAUGCCAUCACGGGCAGUGGCCACCGUCUCAACGGCUGCAGGCACUUCAGCGGCCACCGGCCAUGUGACUACUCCUCAAAUCCAUCCGAACUUCUCCAUCGCCAGCGUAGAGGGUGCAGUUCCAUUUAGACGCGCCGUUCCACCCUUGGCGGUGAAUCCUUCAGCACCAGCUCCAGCUCCUUCAGCCCCUCUCCCAGCUGUCAGUGCAGUUCAGGCUGACUCCGUGGAUCGCCUCCAGGCGGAGCUCGUCGAGCUGCGACGCACGGUGGCGCGCUUGGAGGAGAAUAGUCGCCGCUAGAUGAUUGACUUUCCUUUGCGAAGGGAUACUUUAGUUUAGCCAAAAACGCUUCGGGCAACUACUACAGCGCCCUACCCUAAAUAUAGUUAAUCUAAGUCACUGAGACAUUGUUAAUUCAAAUAAAUGUAGUACAACGAUAUUGUGUGUUUCCUAAAUGUAUAUCCAUAUACAUCUAAAGUUAUUCAAUAAAAAACUUAUGAGAAGUGGGA